This is a messenger RNA of Cucumis melo (muskmelon), 1295 nucleotides long. Its product is annotated as deSI-like protein At4g17486. The coding region runs from base 330 to 1037 and encodes 235 amino acids. Gene Ontology annotation, biological process: protein deubiquitination. Lineage: Eukaryota; Viridiplantae; Streptophyta; Magnoliopsida; Cucurbitales; Cucurbitaceae. The transcript is spliced from 4 exons. Gene Ontology annotation, molecular function: deubiquitinase activity. The record is from RefSeq and is a predicted model, not a curated record.
UGAAAACGAUUAUAUUUAAGUGAGAGAAAAAAAAAACAACAAUAAAUUAAAUUCCAUUAACCUGAAUGUGUUAUAAAAAAAACGGGGGGAAAAGGAAUUGGAGAAAAACGAGGAUGAUGGAGAGAUCGGCGUAAGAAAGUUGUUUCGGUCGCCGAUAAAAUCCAAACCCCGUUGCUCGAUAAUUCUUCGUUUCAAACCCCCAAUUAAAAAACCCUUUUGUUUUUUUGUUUUUUUUUUCUUUUCCUAAAAAUUUCUGACGAUUGAUUUCCCAUUUCGUUCAGUUUUGUUGAGAGACGGAGAAGAAGAAAAGAAGUGGUGGGUUUGGGGAAAUGUUGUGCAGAAUUGCUUUGAUGUCGAAGAAGAAGAAGAGUGGAACAGUGCCGGUUUAUUUGAAUGUGUAUGAUUUAACGCCCAUCAAUGGCUACGCGUAUUGGCUGGGUCUUGGGGUUUACCAUUCCGGUGUGCAAGUUCAUGGAGUUGAAUAUGCAUUUGGAGCACAUGAACAUGCAACUUCAGGUAUAUUUGAGGUAGAACCAAGACAAUGUCCUGGUUUUACAUUUAGGAAAUCAAUUUGCAUUGGAAGAACGAAUCUUGGUCCGAAAGAAGUUCGCUCGUUUAUGGAGAAACUUGCUGAAGAGUACUCCGGGAACACUUAUCAUCUUAUAACAAGGAAUUGCAACCACUUUUGCAAUGAUGUAUGUAUAAGGUUGGCAGGGAAACCGAUCCCUAGCUGGGUCAACCGACUUGCUCGACUUGGUCUUUUCUGCAACUGCGUUCUUCCAGCGAGUUUGAACGAAGCAAAGGUUCGACAAGUAAGAUCAGGAGAUAAGCUUAAUGAAGGUGUAAAGAAGAAAUUGAGAAGCCAGCCAAAUAGGUGUAAUAAUAAAUCUUCUUCUAACCCUUCACCGCCACCCUUGCCUUCCAAUCCUCCAACUUCAUCAACCAUCAAAGUAACUAGACCAACUAGACAAAAACGAUGUAUCCCAUCAGCAUCGUCGGCGAUUCAUUCUUCAGCAUCUACAACCCUGACUGCGUAAAGCUGUAAAAGUAAUUGGUUUCCUGUUGUUUAUAGGGUAUUUAAGAGUUUAAUUAACAACAGAAGAAGAAGACAGGCAAAAUAGCAUAAUUUUCCAUUUUGCCUUUCUACUAAUCCCAAAGAAAGAAAAGAAAAGAAAAGAAAAGAAAAUUGGUGUUGGAGCAAAUUUUGUGUUGAAUUGAAGUGUGUUAUGUGUUGUGCUGCUGAAUGAAUUAUAUUACCGACUAUGAUAUUGAUUCUGAUAUUUAUCGAUUGAAAA